Molecule: messenger RNA, 1749 nt
Organism: Rotaria sordida
Lineage: Eukaryota; Metazoa; Rotifera; Eurotatoria; Philodinida; Philodinidae
Source: the annotation of a GenBank genome assembly
AUGACACUUUUUGCUGUAUUACUAAAUUGCCACAAUGUCGAUGGUGUAUUUGAUUUAUUUGAAGAAAUCAUGCAUAUUUACGCCGAUCCAUAUAACAACCAAUCGUCACAAAGAUUAUCGUUACUUCUCGAUCAAUCGAAUGCAGAUGAAUUUCCUGUUGAACCAUAUUUGGACGAAAUCGAACAAGAUGAAGAAGAACCACAUUUUCUCGACGAAAUUGACAUUACAAACGAUGCAAUUAUUCAUCAGUCACCGUUUAAUGUCAAGGCAUGCGAACGUAUGCCUCUUCUGAAACAAUUGAUCCGUAAAGAACCUAUGAAGAAAAAACCAACUAAUCCACUAUUUUCAAUCGCGAUUGUUCAUUUAUUUUAUAAAUGGUUUGCUUACGUUCCUCUAUGGUCAGUAAUCGAUAGUGUAGAUCUCUGCCAUUUAGAUAUGCCAAUGAUGGCAAAAGGAUUUCGACCAACAACUGGAAAUUUGGUCAUGAAGAAAACUCGCCUUAAACCAGGUGAUUUCUUAUUAAAAGUAUAUCUCCAUACUGUUUCACGUUUGAAAGCAAAUGAUUUCGAUGUGACUCAAUCAUCGCGCUGCCGAAAAGUGGUGCAAGACGAACCAGACAGUUUAAAUGCCAAAGAGAAUUGGAGAGGGAAAGGUCGCUCCAAGACAAAGGCUAAUCGACGACGUCAUUAUUUUGAUGAUAGUAUCGCUCAGACAACAGCAUGCAAAUUAAUUGGAGAAAAACCAAAGCAACGAAAAGUUCAAUUUGAUCAAGCUUCAUCUUGUACAGCAAGCGAUUACUCGUCUGUCCAUACCUUAUCAGACCUUAAUGACGCAAGCUCCAGUAGUUUAUCAACUCAUUCAGUUUUUAAUCAAUCAUUUGGAUUUUCUAUCAAGUCUUCUAAUCCAGCUGAACUAAACCGUGACAAUGUUUACAUUCUCGGUCGUAGUCCUUCAUCAUCAUCAUCAUGCAGCAAUUUUGAUGGUCCACUACAUUCUCGACAAGUUGAACAAGAUUAUUUACUGACUUCAGUGCCUUAUGUUGUACCUAGUGAACCAGAAGCAACUGAUACAGAAGAAAAUGUACGAAGAAGUUCUCGUCAUCGCACUCCCAAUCCAAAAUAUGCUAAUGAUUAUAUUUCUCCAAUAAUUAGUCCAAAUUUAUUAUCUCGAGCACUUUCACCGAAACGACCUCUUUCAUCGUCCAACGAUACUAUUUCUGCCAACGUGAUGGAAAAAAUAUCUGACGAACAACGAAAGAAAAUAAAAACAUCGCUGUUACAUUCAUCGAAAAACCAGCAAUCUAGAUUUAGCAAACAACCAUUCACUACGACACUUGGUAGUCUCAAUUUGACCUGGCCUAGAUAUGGUAUUAAAAAUGGCAUUUAUGAAGGUCAAUCAUUCUCUAUCACUAGAACAUGUCCAGUUGACACUGGUCUAUUCGUUUUAUAUCAUGCCUAUAAAGCCGGUAGUGAUGGCUUUCGUAAGCCAAUGCAAGAGUUUGAUAUUAACUCUGAAUGUACAUGUGUUGCCUGUCCGAAACGAAUACGUAAACAUUCAAGUGCCGAUAUAACACUACGUAAAAUGAACAAUCAAUUUCCGAAUCAUAUUGAAUCCUUCACAAAUGAUUCUAUAGUUUCUUGUGGUGCAAAUCUUGGUCCUGACGAGCCUCACAACUAUCCUAAUGAUUACAUUAUUGACGACCAUUUUCCGGUCACUGAUGUGACAACGAAUACUACUUGUAUUGAGUAA